Molecule: messenger RNA, 10437 nt
Organism: Meloidogyne enterolobii
Lineage: Eukaryota; Metazoa; Nematoda; Chromadorea; Rhabditida; Meloidogynidae
Source: the annotation of a GenBank genome assembly
AUGGCGGAUCCAAAUAAUUUACCGCCUAGGCCACCCCAAAGUGUAACGCCUAGAACAGGUGUUCCACAAUGGUCAAUUACACGGAGAGAACGAACUGAAAUGACUCCUCCAGGUCGUAGCAGUAGUCGGAGUGGAACAGAGGGAGGAGAUUCCGACUCUGACAGUGGUGGAGGAAUUUACAGAGCUAGAACUGUUACAAGUACAGAAAGAGUUCAAAUAGUACAAAUGCCAAUGGAAUUGAGCCAAGUUAGCUCAGAGCAGCUGGAAAUGAUAUCCUUAUCGCCAGAAACUGAAGCGAGCAGAGAAGUUUGUACAACUACAACAACUAUCGAGGCUGGAGCUGUGCCUAUUGUUGGAGGUUUAACUAGUUCUGGGGUCCCUAUAGUCAGCGGCAUUUAUUUAAAUAGAGAAUCACGUCGAACUACAACAAUAAUCACAACAACCAAAACAACAUAUAAAAUAUUGGAAGAUACAAGUGAUGAUGAUUUGGAGUUUGUCCAAAUGCCAGAAUCUACAAUAUCAACAUCCACAGCCACUACAAUAAAAGAAAAAGACGAUUUUCUAAUAAUUAAUAAAACAGAUAGUUCAAUAACUUCAACAAGUGAAGAUGAUGAUAAUUAUGAUUUAAAAUCUUCAACAUCCUCACUUUUAUUAAAACAAAUUCCUUUAAAAACUAAAAAGGACGAAGAUGAUGAAGAAACUGUAAUAACUACAACUAAUACAACAAUUGAUAAGUUAAAUGAAAAUAAAAAGAAGGAAGAGGAAGAAAUUAUUGUUACUUCGUCUAAUAUUGUUGUAAUCCCCUCGGAAAUCCGCUCACCGCCAUAUUCUCCACAUUCUUUUGCAAAUACAUCUACAUUUUCCUCUCCAAAUAGUGAAGGUAUUAUGCACACAUUUGAUGAUGAAGAAUUUUGUGCUCAAUUGGCAAAAGCAGCUGAAGCUUCAAUAUCACCCUCUUUUAAGACGACAACAACAAAGCCCGUUAGGGAAAUUAGUGAAGAACCUUUAGAACAUUGGGUUAUGUUGCCGGACAGUCAGCAACAAUUAAAGGAAUGUAGUACACAAACAACAACAGAAGAAAUUGAAGAGAAUAAUCCUUCAACUAGUUGUUGGAAUGAGGCAAAAAGUGUUGAAAUUGAUAAUUAUGUUAAUGUUUAUUCUAAUGGAUACUAUUCAAAAUUAAUUGAAGAAGAUGAGGGAAUAUUAAAUGGGACUAAAAGAGAAUCACCUCUGGCUAAUUUGUUUGAAACUACUCAACAAUCACAAUUAGAAGAAUCUCAACUUGAUAGACACGUUAAUGUAUAUUCUUCAGGAUAUUCAGAUGAAAUUAAACCAAAAACUUCAAAAAUGAGAGAAUAUCCAAUUGAAGAACCAUUUAUUGGAAAUAUUUAUGUAUUGGAAAGGAAUGAGUUGAAAGAUUUACCUUUAGAAGUGGAAAAAAAACAUGCUGGAUUCUAUGAUGUUUUACCUUCAACUUCAAUGGGUGAAACAGAAAAGAAGAUUGGAACAUUUGAGAAGCUAACGAACAUGUUUAAAGGCAGCAAAGUUGUCGACGAUUUUCCAGUCGAUUUCGAGCCGUUCACUGGUCCAAUCUUUAACACUAACUUAAUUUCUGAAGCACCAAACGAGUAUAUCCUUUCAUCUGUUAAUGUUUAUUCAACAGGGCGUUCUGACGAGAAAACAACAGUGCUGACACCCUCAGAAUUUCCAAAAAAUGAAGUUCCAUUUAUUGGCACUUUUUCCGAAACAAAUAAAUCUGAGUUGGAAACCAUUCCAUUGGAAGUAGAAAGGAGGCAUAUUGGCUUUUACAAAAAUUUGGAAGAAGAAGAUAAGAAGCCUGGAGCAUUGGAAAAACUAACUCAAAUUUUCAAAGAAAGCAAGAAAAUCGAGGAAUAUCCAGUUAAAUCUGAUCCAUUUACUGGCCAAGUUGCCAGUACUAGUGUCAUGAUUGAAGCUAAAAACGAGCCAAUCCAUUCAAUGGUUAGUAUCUAUUCUUCUGGACGUUCGGAUGAAGCUCCGACAACGAAGACUACAGAAUUUCCUGUUAAUGAAUCUCCAUUCACUGGAAAUGUUUCUGAAUCAAAUCGACAGUUAGAACUUACUCCAAUACUUUUGGAGAUUGAACAACUACAUCUUGGGUAUUAUGAUCACUUGCCUUCAACAAUUAUAGAUGAAGAGAAGAAGCCUGGAGCGCUAGAAAAAUUAACCCAGAUUUUCAAAAGGCCCAAAACAGAGGGAGAUUAUCCUGUUGAUUCCGAACCUUAUACUGGACCUUUAUCGUCAUUAAAUAUAAAUUCUGAAGCUAGAGAAGAACCAAUCCAUUCACUGGUUAGUGUCUACUCUUCUGGGAGAUAUGACGAAAUUCCAACAACAACAAAAAUGAAUGAAUUUCCUAUAAAUGAAGCUCCGUAUAUUGGCAUUGUUCCGGAGCCUAGGAUAGUACCGGAAUUGGAAAGAAUACCAUUAAAGCUUGAAAAACAGUUUGACUUGCCUAGAGAGCUUCCAACAGAAUUAACAGAGUAUCCUAACUUUGAGGAAAUAUUUAUUGGCCAUAUUCAUGAAUUACAAAGAAAUGAAGUAGAAAAUGUGCCAUUGGAAGUUGAGAAGAAACACAUUGGAUUUUAUGAAGGGACCCCUUCAACAUCAAAUGAAGAGAAAAAGCAUGGAACUCUAGAAAAACUAACAAGAAUUUUUAAAGGAAGCAAGAAAAGCGAAGAAUUUCCUGUUGAUUCUGAGCCAUUUGCAGGCUUAAUUGCCACUACUAGUUCCAUGCCUGAAGCUCAAACAGAACCGAUUCGUUCCUUAGUAAGUGUCUACUCUUCUGGACAUUCUAAUGAACAACCAUUAACAAAACCAACAGAAUAUCCACAAAUUGAAGAACAAUUUACUGGACAUAUCACAGAGUCAAUAAAAGAGGCUGAAUUAGGUGUACAACCUUUGGAGCUCGAGAGGUUACAUACCGGCUUUGAUCAAAAUCUGCCUACAAUUCAUUCUGAAAUGGAACAUAUGCCUAUUGGAUUUGAAAAGAAGCACAUAGGGUAUUAUGAACAUCUGCCCUCAACAUCAACAAAAACAUCAGAAUAUCCCAGACAUGAAGAACCAUUUAUUGGCCACAUUCAUGAUUUACAUCAAAAUGAAAUUGAUAGUGUGCCAAUAGAGGUUGAAAAUAAACACGUUGGAUAUUACGAACAUCUUCCUUCAACAACUAGCAAAGAAGAAAAAAAGCCGGGAACUUUAGAAAAAUUAACUAGCCUCUUCAAAGGAAGUAAAACAGAAGGAGAAUUCCCGGUCAAUGCUGAACCUUAUUCUGGCCCUAUCACAUUGACUAACACCGAUACUGAUCUGACAACUGAACCAAUCCAUUCUAUGGUCAGUAUAUACUCUUCAGGACGUUCUGAUGAGAUUCACCAAUCAAAAUCAACAGAAUUUCCAAUUAAUGAAACUCCAUUUGUUGAUUAUGUCCCAGAGUCAAAACUUCAUUCUGGAAUGGAACAUAUACCUUUGGAUUUGGAAAAGAAGUAUAUAGGGUAUUAUGAGGAGUUGCCUUCAACAUCAACAAAAACCACAGAACAUCCAGAACCUGAACAACCAUUUAUUGGCCACAUUCAUUCUUUACAAUGGAAUGAGGUAGAAGUUAUGACAUUGGAAGUAGAGAACAACUAUAUUGGAUUCUAUGAUCAUUUACCUUCAACAACUCUCAAAGAAGAAAAGAAGCCUGGAACACUUGAAAAACUGACUAAAAUUUUUAAAGGAGGCAAACAUCUUGAAGAGUAUCCUGUCGAUUUGAAGCCAUAUUCUGGCUGGAUUGCCAGUACAAGUACAACGCCUGAAUCCAAAAUGGAACCACUCCAUUCUUUGGUUAGUGUUUAUUCUUCUGGACGUUCUGAUGAAGCUCCUUUAUCAACAAAAAUACCUGAAUAUUCAAAAGAACAACAAUACUUAGGGCAUGUCCCAGAUUCUUCUAGACAGAAUGAAUUACAUGAAAUCCCUCUCGAAGUUGAAAGGAGACAUGUUGGUUAUUAUGAACAUCUUCCUUCACAUCCCAAAGAAGACUCAAAGCAUCAUGGGGCACUCGAAAGUUUAACACAUUUUUUCAAAAGUGAACCAAAGCAUGAUACUUACCCCAAAGAUAUCGAUCCAUUUUCUGGACAUUUAUAUGAAACCUCACGACCUUUAGAAUUAACUGAAGCACCAAUAGAUAAUCAAGUUGCUGUUUACUCUUCUGGACGUUCUGAUGAAAUUCCAACAAAAAUAAUAAAAAUAUCAGAAUUUCCAAUUAAUGAAGAUCCGUUUAUUGGGAAUACUUUUGAAGCAAAUAAACUUGAAGAAAUUGAAGGAGUUCCUUUGGAAGUUGAAGGAAAACAUGUUGGUUAUUAUGAACAUCUGCCUCCUACAACAACAAAAACAUCAGAAUAUCCAAAAAUUCAACAACCAUUUAUUGGUCACAUUCAUUCUUUGCAACGAAGUGGGGUGGAAGAUAUGCCAAUGGAAGUUGAUAAUAAGCAUGCGGGAUAUUACGAGCAUCUUCCGUCUUUAACUGUCAAAGAAGAAAAGAAGCCUGGAGCACUGGAAAAACUUACUCAUAUAUUUAAAGGAAGUAAAACUACCGAAGAGUUCCCUGAGGCCACUGAACCGUAUAUGGGCUCCCUUACAAGCACCAAUGUAGCUCCCGAGGUAAAACAUCAACCAAUACUUUCAAUGGUCGGAGUUUAUUCUUCUGGAAUUUUUGAAGAAAAUGAAGCAAGAAAAGAAUCAGAAUAUCCAAUAAACGAAGAACCAUUUGCGGGGAAUAUUUAUACAUUACAAAAGGAAGAGCUUGAUGAGAAACUUCUAGAAGUCGAGAAAAAGCAUAUUGGGUUUUACGAGGGGACCCCUUCAACAUCAAGCGAAGAGAAAAAGCAUGGAACACUUGAAAAACUAACAAGAAUUUUUAAAGGAAGCAAAAAAAGCGAAGAAUAUCUUGUAGAUUCUGAGCCAUUUACCGGCAUAAUUGCCACUACUAGUUCCGUACCUGAAGCUCAGACAGAACCGAUUCAUUCUUUUGUUACUGUCUACUCUUCUGGCCGUUCUGAACAACCACCAGUAAAAACUACAGAAUUUCUUGAAGAAAUAGCUAGCAAUUUACCUGAAACGAAGGUGCAUUCUGAGAUGGAACAUAUGCCUAUUGAAGUUGAAAGGAGGCACAUAGGAUAUUAUGAGCAACUACCCUCAAUCCCAACAAAAACAUCAGAAUAUCCAGAAAUAGAGCAACCAUUUAUUGGCCAUAUUCAUUCCAUACGAAGAAAUGAAAGUGAAGAUUUUCCGAUGAAUAUUGAAAACAAGCAUAUUGGAUUCUACGAACAUCAUCUUUCUAAAAAUCAAGAAGAGAAGAAGACUGGGGCUCUGGAAAAAUUAACUAGCCUCUUCAUAGGAAGCAAAACAGAAGGAGACUUCCCUGUCGAUUCUGAACCUUAUUCUGGCCCUAUCACAUUAACUAACACCGAUACUGAUUUGACAACUGAACCAAUCCAUUCAAUGGUUAGUAUCUACUCUUCCGGACGAUAUGAUGAGGGACAAACAACAAAACAUUCAGAAUUCCCUAUUAAUGAAGCUCCAUUUGUUGAUUAUGUCCCAGAGUCAAAACUUCAUUCUGGAAUGGAACAUAUACCUCUGGAUUUGGAAAAGAAGUAUAUAGGGUAUUAUGAGCAGCUGCCUUCAACAUCAUCGAAAACCUCACAUCCAGAACCUGAACAACCAUUUAUUGGCCAUAUUCAUUAUUUACAACGAAAUGAGAUGGAAGAUAUGCCAAUGGACAUUGAAAACAAGCAUAUUGGGUUCUACGAGCAUCUUCCGUCUUUUGCUGUCAAGGAAGAAAAGAAGCCUGGAGCUCUAGAAAAACUAACAAAACUUUUCAAAGGGGGCAAAACAUUAGGAGAGUAUCCUGUCGAUUCAGAGCCAUUUUCUGGCCAAAUUGCUAGUACAAGUUUAAUGACUGAAUCAAGAAUGGAGCCAAUCAGUUCUCUUGUCAGUGUUUAUUCUUCUGGACGUUCUGAUGAAACUCCAACAACAAAAAUUACAGAAUUUCCCAAAAUAGAAGCUCCAUUUAUUGGAAAUAUCCCAGAGACUAAACUUGGAUUUGAAUUGAAUUCAUUGCCAAUUGAAAUUGACAAGAAGCAUAUCGGGUUCUAUGAAAAAUCGCCUCCACCAUUAAAAAAGGAAGAAACUAAAUAUCCCAAAAUGGAAGUCAUAGAGGAUUAUUCGGAACCAUUUACUGGAACAUUUUCUGAAAUUACCCGACACUUAGAAUUGACUGAAGCACCAAUAGAUAACCAAGUUGCCGUUUAUUCUUCUGGACGUUCUGAUGAAAUUCCAACAAAAAUAAUAAAAAUAUCAGAAUUUCCAAUUAAUGAAGAUCCAUUUAUUGGGAAUAUUUUUGAAGCAAAUAAACUUGAAGAAAUUGAAGGAGUUCCUUUGGAAGUUGAAGGAAAACAUGUUGGUUAUUAUGAAAGUUUGCCUUCUACAACAAGUGAAGAAGAGAAGAAGCCUGGUGCAUUAGAAAAGCUUUCUCAUCUUUUCAAGAGUGGAGAGUCAAAAGAUGCUUAUCCCAAAAUUACCGCUCCAUAUUCUGGACAUGUAUUUGAAUCUAUUCAUACUGAAUUUACUGAAUCGCCUUUAGAGCACCAUGUUAGUGUUUAUUCUUCUGGUGAAACUUUAGAACCACCAAAAAUAUUAAAAACAACAGAAUAUCCAAUAAACGAAGAGCCAUAUUUCAGUUACGUUCCGGAUUCAAGACGUAAAAAUGAAUUGAAUGAAGUCCCCUUGGAACUGGAGAACAGACAUGUUGGGUACUAUGAACAUCUACCUUCUACAACAACCGAUGGAGAAGAAAAGAAGCCUGGAGGAACAUUAGCAAAAUUGACUCAAUUAUUUAAAGGAAGCAGAAUUUCAGAAGAUUUCCCUAUUGAUAAAGAAGCUUAUACAGGGCAUGUUUCAGUGACUGGCACAACAAAUGAAGCAACAAACGUGCCAAUUCAUUCUUUGGUUAAUAUUUACUCUUCUGGAAUUUCUGACGAACAUUUAACAACAAAAAUGGCAGAAUUCCCUAAACUUGAGGAACCAUUUAUUGGCUAUAUUUCUGAAACUAAACGACUGUCUGAUCUAGAUCCAGCUAAUUUUGACGUGGAAAUGAAGAAUAUUGGCUACUAUGAACAUUUGCCUACUUCAUUAAUUGAAGAGAAACAUGGAAAAUUAGAUAAACUUACUCAAUUCUUCAAACGAACCAAAAACGUUGGGGACUUUCCUUUGGAUUCAGAGCCAUAUUCUGGCCAAAUUGCUAGUACAAGCACAAUGCCUGAAUCUAAAAUGGAGCCAAUCCAUUCUCUCGUCAAUGUUUGUUCUUCUGGGCGUUCUGAUGAAAUCUCUUCAGAAAUUCCACCAAAGAUUAUAAAGCAAACAGAAAUCGAAACUCAAUUCGCUACUAAAGUCCAAGCUGAAUUAGAAGGCAUACCUUUAGACAUUGAAAAAAAGCAUGUUGGCUAUUAUGAUCAACUUUCCCUAGCAUCGAGUAUGGAUGAGAAAAAAAAGCCUGGAAGAUUAGAAAAAUUGACAAAACUCUUUAAAAGAAGUAAAAACGAGGGAGAGUUUCCUUUCGAUUCCGAACCUUUUGUUGGAGAAAUUAAAGGCACACAAAAAAUGUCCGAAUUGGCAACAGAGCCAAUCCAUUCAAUGGUUAGUAUCUACUCUUCCGGAAGGUCUGAUGAAGUUCGAACAACAAAAAUAACUGAAUUUCCCAUUAAUGAAGCUCCAUUUGUUGGAAAUGUUCAUAAAGUAAUUCGACAUUCAGAGAUUGAAACUUCACCACUUGAAGUUGAAGCGCAGCAUGUAGGGUAUUAUGAACAGCUACCCUCAACAUCAACAAAAGCCUCAGAAUAUCCAAAACUUGAAGAAUCAUUUAUUGGUCAUGUUCAUGAGAAUAGACUCCAGUCUGAAUUGAACGAAUUACCUCUUGAUGUCGAGAAGAAGCAUUUAGGCUAUUAUGAAUCACUAACAGAAACAUCAAAAUAUCCCAAACUUGAACAACCAUUUAUUGGCCACAUUCAUGAUUUACAACAAAAUGAAAUUGAAAAUGUGCCAAUCGAGGUUGAAAAUAAGCACGUUGGGUAUUACGAACAUCAUCCCUCUUCAACGAUUAGCAAAGAAGAGAAAAAGCCUGGAGCAAUAGAAAAACUGACUAAACUCUUCAAAGGAAGUAAAACGGAAGAAUUCCCUGCUGAUUCAGAGCCAUUUGAUGGAUAUAUUGCAAAUACUAAUGUAGCAACUGAAGCUCAAUUCGAGCCAAUUCAUCCCUUUGUUAGCAUCUACUCUUCUGGACGGUCUGAUGAUGUUCCAACAAAAAUGCCAGAAUAUCCAAAAAUUGAAGUUCCGUUUAUUGGACAUGUUCACGAGUCGUUUAGACAGAGUGAUUUAAAUUCAACUCCUAUUGAAGUUGAAAAAAGACAUGUUGGUUAUUAUGAACAACUACCUUCAAAGGUAGUUGAAACUCCAUCAUCAAAAAUGACAGAUUUUCCCAAUAUUGAGGCACAAUUUAUUGGAAAUGUCCCGGAGACAUCGAAACGUUAUGACAUUCAUCCUGUGCCAUUUGAAGUUGAAAAUAAUUACAUAGGUUACUACGAACAUCUUCCUCUCAAAAUUCAAGAAGAGAAAAAGCCUGGAGCUUUAGAAAAACUUACUAACCUCUUCAAAGGAAGUAAAAAGGAAGGAGAAUUUCCUACCGAUUCCGAGCCUUAUUUUGGACCGCUUAAAGAGACUAAAGUCGUUUCAGAGGCAACAGGAGAACCGAUUCAUUCAUUAAUUAGUGUUUACUCUUCUGGAAGGUCUGAUAAAAUUCCAACAGCGAGAAUACCGACAGAAUCGGUAGAAGAGUCAUCUGCGCAAUAUUUAUUCGAGACUGAAAGAAAUUCUGAGUUGCCUGAACAGCAAUUAAAUAAUAUCGUUAAUGUUUAUUCUUCCGGACAAUCUGAUGAUGUUCCAACAACAAAAUUAACAGAAUUCCCUAUUAAUGAAGCUCCAUUUGUUGGAAAUGUUCAUGAAAUAAAACGACAAGAAUGUGAAACUUUACCUCUUGAAGUUGAAAUGAAGAAUGUUGGCUAUUACGAGCAUUUGCCAUCAGUAACCACUAGAGAGGAAGAGGUGAAGAAGCCUGGGUUGCUGGAUAAAAUAUCACACCUUUUCAAAGAGGAUGUGACGAGUAGUUAUUAUCCUCAAAUUACUGCUCCAUUCUCUGGACAUAUAUUCGAAACCAACCGUCCUACUGAACUGUAUGAAUCCGGAAUAGAUAAACAUGUUAAUGUUUACUCUUCCGGACGUUCUGACGAGAUUCCAAAAGCUGUAGAAUAUCCAACAGAAACCUCUUAUGUCGGACACGUUUCAGAGUCUAAACGUUUACCCGAAAUUGAUUCAGUUCCUUUGGAGGUUGAAAGAAGACACAUUGGUUACUAUGAAUGUUUGCCUACAACAGCUGAACAUUCAGAAAAGAAGCUUGGAACGCUAGAAAAACUGACUCAAUUCUUAAAAGGAAGUAAAACUACAGAAGAGUAUCUUGUCGAUUCGGAACCAUACACCGGGACGGUGCAAAGAAUUGAGGCAACUUCAGAAGUUCCAAACGAGCCUAUAAACGCCUUUGUUAGUAUCUACUCUUCUGGACGUUCUGAUGAGAUUCAUCAAUCAAAAUCAACAGAAUUUCCAAUUAAUGAAGCUCCGUUUGUUGAUUAUGUCCCAGAGUCAAAACUUCAGUCUGGAAUUGAACAUAUACCUCUGGAUUUGGAAAGGAAGUAUAUAGGGUAUUAUGAACAAUUACCUUCAACAUCAUCGAAAACAUUUGAACACCCAGAAAUUGAACAACCAUUUAUUGGCCACAUUCAUUCUUGCAAACUUAAUGAAGUUGAAACUGUGCCAAUGGAAGUAGAAAAUAAACAUAUUGGAUAUUAUGAACAUUUGAUUCCAACCAACGAUGAAGAGAAGAAGCCUGGAGCUCUUGUAAAACUUUCAAAACUUUUUAAAGGAAGUAAAACUGAUGGGGAUUAUCCAUCGGAUUCCGAGCCUUACAGUGGCCAAAUAUCGGAAACUGAUAUCCUUCCUGAAUUACCAGAACAAUCUUUGCAUUCAUUUGCCAACAUUUAUUCCUCUGGACGUUCUGAUGAAAUUCCAUCAAAACAAUUCCCAGAACAUCCCAAAUCUGGAGAGAUAUUCAUUGGAAAUAUUUUUGAGACAAAACAAAUUUCCGAACUUCAAACCGAGCCAUUGGAUAUACAAAAUAAACAUGUUGGUUACUAUGAAAAAUUGCCCAUUACCUCAAAAAAGGAUGAGGAGGAGGAAAAGAAACCUGGGGCAUUUGAGAAGCUAUCUCUUUUUUUUAAAGGUGAAGAGACUCGAGAUUUUUAUCCACAGAUUACUGGUUAA